UCACCGAACGGCCGCAAACAGGCGAGACAACAUUUCGCCCGAGAAAAUAGUUCUGCAGUCGCGGCCGAAUCUUGCUGACAAUUCGCGUCUUGCGGUCCUAAUCCACGUCGCAAAUUGUUUAUCAGACACCGCUGACGACUCGUUCGAUUCAUUCGCUAGCGUGAGCUUCGACAAAGUCGGAGCGCACCAGCGAACGCUUCAUCCUACGUGUCGGCUCGUCCAAGUAGAGGUAGUUUCGUGUAGACCGUUUCGGCGUCAAUUGACUGACAAAAAUCGCCCGUCUCACACAUCAGAAUGGCCUUCAGGGGACCCAGACCGGACUACGGUCAGCAGGGGGGUGGGCAGCAGUGGCGUGGGGGCGGCGGAGGGGGCCGUCCCCAGCCCGGGGGAGGCAUGGGGGGUGGCCGUCCCAUGAUGGGGGGCUUUGGGGGCAGCUUCAUGGGCAACAGCCUCAAGGGCAAGCAGCCCGGGGGGAACCUGCGCAAACCGGACUGGGACCGCAUCCAGCUGCAGCCCUUCCAGAAGAACUUCUACCAGGAGCACGUGGACACCGCCAGCCGCUCGGAGGAAGAGAUAGAGCAGCACAGGCAGCAGCACGAGAUGACCCUUCGUGGCCGGGACGUGCCCCGCCCCAUCCUCACCUUUCAGGAAGGCUGCUUUCCAGAUUACUGUAUGAAGAUGAUUGAGACCCAAAACUACACAACGCCGACUGCCAUCCAGUCCCAGGGUUGGCCGAUUGCACUCAGCGGCCGCGACAUGGUCGGCAUCGCUCAGACCGGCUCGGGAAAGACUCUGGCUUACAUCUUGCCGGCGAUCGUACACAUUACCCACCAGCCUUACCUUCAGCGGGGCGACGGACCCAUG
Molecule: messenger RNA, 864 nt
Organism: Ixodes scapularis (black-legged tick)
Lineage: Eukaryota; Metazoa; Arthropoda; Arachnida; Ixodida; Ixodidae
Product: ATP-dependent RNA helicase DBP2-like
Cellular component (GO): cytoplasm; ribonucleoprotein complex; nucleus
Molecular function (GO): RNA binding; ATP binding; RNA helicase activity
Source: RefSeq, a predicted model, not a curated record